AAGAAAAGGGGGCCGCGGCUAGCAUAGCUACCCAGACUAAACGGGGGCAAAGCGCGAGGUCGAACUUCAACAUCAACAUGUUGAAAAAGUUGGUAAGAGACAGACUCAUCGCGGUCGCCGACGAAAUCUUCGGACUGUUUGCAGGAACGAUAACAUCGUACGAGGAGCAACUUUGUCGAGCGAGAGAGGAGAGCGAGCGACACCGACGACAACUGGAAACAGUUUGCAAGACUCAAAUUAUCAUACGCGUCGAAGACCUCCAGCAGCAGUCGGGGGGCUCCAGUUUGGAGCAGGAGCAUCCACAACCCCUCCACCUUAAAGAGGAAGAGGAGCAUCCACAACCCCUCUACAUUAAAGAGGAUGUGAAGGAUCCACAGCGCCUCCAUGUUAAGGAGGAAGAGGAGCAGGACGACGUCAGAGAGUUUCCACAGACCCGUGUUUCUGCGGAAAGUAAAGACAACAAAGAUGAUUCACUUGAGCUGUCAAAACUUCAUCAUCACAGUCCAAGUGGAGAUCAAUGUGAAGGACCACCACCACCAAAAAAUAUUUUAGCUCCACUGUCUGACAGUAACCACACUGAAGAACCUUUGAGGAGUAGCGAAGACUGUGAAGGUGACGUUAAACAAUCGCAAUGCUCUGAAAAGGAGACAAUUCCUGGCCGCAAGGAAACUUCGCAGACAUGUGAACGUUUUACCUGCUCAGUUUGUGGCAAAAGUUUUGUUAGCAAUUCAGUAUUGAUUGUCCACGUAAGAAGACACACGGGAGAAAAACCUUUUGGUUGCUCAGUUUGCGGUAAAAGAUUCAUUCAAAGGGCAAGCUUUGUAUUACAUAUGAGAACGCACACUGGAGAAAAACCCUUUCGUUGUUCUGUUUGUCAUAAAACCUUUUCUCGCAAGGAUCAUAUGGGAACACACAUGAGAACACACACGGGAGAAAAACCCUUUAGUUGUUCUGUUUGUGGUGUAAGGUUUCGUCAUAAGUCCAGUUUGAAUGUGCACAUGCGCCUACACAGCACAGAGAGAAUAAAAUAAGUUACAGUAUUCCAUUUUUGAAAUGUAUUCUUCUG
Messenger RNA from Phycodurus eques (leafy seadragon), 1066 nucleotides. Its product is annotated as zinc finger protein 624-like. The record is from RefSeq and is a predicted model, not a curated record. Lineage: Eukaryota; Metazoa; Chordata; Actinopteri; Syngnathiformes; Syngnathidae. Gene Ontology annotation, biological process: regulation of transcription by RNA polymerase II. Gene Ontology annotation, molecular function: RNA polymerase II cis-regulatory region sequence-specific DNA binding; DNA-binding transcription factor activity, RNA polymerase II-specific. The transcript is spliced from 2 exons. Bases 78 to 1031 code for a protein of 317 amino acids.